Molecule: messenger RNA, 2913 nt
Organism: Ogataea philodendri
Lineage: Eukaryota; Fungi; Ascomycota; Pichiomycetes; Pichiales; Pichiaceae
Exons: 5
Coding region: 1-2913 (970 amino acids)
Biological process (GO): allantoate transport; transmembrane transport; tripeptide transport
Cellular component (GO): plasma membrane
Molecular function (GO): dipeptide transmembrane transporter activity; allantoate transmembrane transporter activity
Source: RefSeq, a predicted model, not a curated record
AUGUGGCAUUGUUGCCUAGUCUGGGAUAAUGAAGUGCAUCACGAGCACCGUUUUGGUGCAAGUCUCGUGUGGUGGAAAAAUAUUUAUUACGCCAAAAAUCCUGUCAUUUCUCUAAUGGAUUCGCUGGAAAAAGAAGAUAGAUCCUCUGACAAGGGAGACUUGCACGUCUCCGAAGCUAAUAUGUACGUCGACCUCCAUCGGAUGUUCCGUAAGGUCGACUGGCACAUUCUUCCAAUUCUGCUCAUCACCUACGGUAUGCAGUUUAUGGACAAGCUAGCCUUGAGUCAGGCUGCGGUGUUUGGUUUGAGAAAAGACCUCCAUCUGGUUGGCCAGGACUACUCCUGGACCUCCUCUGUGUUCUACUUCGGUUACAUGCUUGGUAACUUGCUCUAUGUUAGAGUUUUGCAACUUGUUCCAAUCGGCAAGUUCGUUUCUAUUGCCGUGUGCCUGUGGGGAAUUACCCUUGCUUGCUCCGCUGCCUGCACCUCGUACGGUGGUCUGAUCACCGCCAGAUUCUUCCUGGGAUUCCUCGAGAGUGCUGUCAGUCCUUCGUUUGUGCUGAUCACCGGUAUGUGGUGGACCCCGAAGCAACAGUCUUCCAGAGCUGGUAUUUGGUUUGCCGGUAACGACGUGGGAGCCAUUGUUGGUUCUUUCCUGUCGUUCGGUCUCGGACACAUCUCCGGAAAGAUCGCUCCAUGGAAGUAUAUCUUCAUUGUCUACGGUUGCAUCUCGUUCGUGUGGAGUUUCUUCAUGUUCUUCUUCCUGCCAGACUCCCCUGAAAGCUGCAGAUUCUUAGACCAGGAAGAAAAACAAUACUAUGCCGAGCACAUGAAGCUCCAGAAGAUCGAGAAUGACUGGGAAUGGAAAGAGUUCACCUCUUUGAUGCUCGACACCAACUACUGGUUGUUGCUCGGAUCUAUCGUGCUCUCGAUCUUGCCAAACAGUGGUGUCCAAAGUUACGGUUUUAUUAUUCUCGAGGACUUUGGUUUCACCUCCAUUGAAACCACUUUGUUGAACAUCCCUGCGUCCGUGGUUGCAUGGACUUUCAUCACCUUCUCCGGUAUCAUUGCCAGCAGAAAAGUUGGACUCAGAUGCAUUUUGAUCGCCAUCAUCUGCAUGUUUGGUAUUAUUGGUGGAUGUUUGAUCUACAAGGGUCCUAACAAGGGAGCCAAGCUGACUGGAUUCUACUUCUCGUUGGCACAGACCGCUGUUUUCCCAUUGCUGUUGUCUAUUGGUUCGUCCAACUUCUUCGGUUCUACCAAGAAGGCUGUGGUCAGUAACAGUAUGUUCCUGAUCUACUGUGCGUGUAACAUUGCUGGUCCACAAUUGUUCCGCAGCAAGGAUGCCCCAACCUACGGUUAUGCUUUCAGAUCCUGGAUUAUCUGUUUCUGCUUGAACGUGGCCACUGCUGCUGUGAUGGCUGUCAAACUGCGUUACGAUAAUGCCAAGCUCAACAAAGAACAAGAGGCUGCUGGUAUCAGACCAGAAGACAUGGCCCUUGGUCUCUGGCAUGAAGAAGAGCAGGUACAGGGCUCCAAGCAGCAGCAGGCCACAGUAGAGACCAGCAAACACACCAGUAGAGGUCAUUGCGUCGGCCAUGUACUGGAACGGAUACGUUGUGAUGAAAGUUCCUGUCCAGUUGCAGAACGAAGCAAGACUCAUACCGUAACUUCUCAGAUAGGUUGGGUACACCUCGGCAGACAACAGAUACGGAACUGGACCCAGUCCUGGAGCCCAGAACAUGUUGUAGGUGAUGAUUCCCCAGAAGUACAGUCCAAGCUUGACCCCAAGGUUGUCUGCCAGGAACGAGCAACCGGUGAUGAUGAGACCAAUAGCUAUUCCUGGGAUCAGCGACAGUGUCAAGGUCCGUCUUCCCAAACGGUCCAUCAAAUAAAUGGCUGGAAUAGUGGACAAAAACAUGACACCUCCACCGACAAGACUGCUGUACACGGCGUUUUCUGGCGACAGGCCAGCAGCCUGCACCAAACUUCCAUGAUGGCUCCCACAGUGAAGACGAUCGACGAGAUGAUGAUUGUUCCACGUCUUCCAAAAAUGUCGUUCAAUGGCAUUAAUGUGAGAGCUCCUCCCAUGGCUCCCAACGGAGUAAAACCAACAACCAUCGACUGCUGGGAGCUGUCGAGGUUCAAGUCGUGGGGUAGGUAUAAACUGGCACCACUAAUCAGCGACUGGUCGACUCCAAAAAGCAGUCCACCAACAGAGGCCAACGAGGCAAGACGCUCUCUUAGUUGGGUUGGGGAUGUUCAAGGAGAGCCACGCUCCAAUCCCUGGGGCUUGUGCGUUGUAACCGGAGGCCGCAAGGAAAAUAGCAAAGUACGACACUCCAGGCAGGUUCUUGUGGUGGACGGUGAUCCACAGGAUAAUAAUUCCAAUAAGUCCAAUAGUGUAGCAGAUCAUGAUGGUGCGGGCACGCUGUUGAGUCUUGUCUGCCCAGAUGGCCAUUCCAACAGUCAAAAUAGUGGCUGCCACGUAUGGAGGGGUGGUCAUAGCCUGAGCUCUGACUGCAGAGUAUCCAAGGUUCUUCACCAUGGUUGGCAAAGUGUAGGAAAGAGAGUACGUUGGCACAGAACCUCCGAACCAGAACAUGAGCAUGACAAAGUACACUUGAGGGUCCUUCAAAGCGUUCAGAGCCUGGUGCAUUUCAAACUUCUGCUCAGUUCCAGCCGGACCGUUGUCGUACUUCUUACGCAAAUGGAGGUAGUCCAGCUCCUUCUCGGUAAAGAACUUGAUUUUUCCCUCGCCAGGGAAGUUUGGAAGAAUGAGGUAUCCUGCCAAGGCAACGGCCACCGUAGCGACACCUUCGAUCAAGAAGAGCCAUCUCCAAGCACGCCAUCCACGAGCAUAAUCCAAAGUCGCAAUACCGUACGCCAAGACACCCCCGAAGGCACCAGCUAA